This is a messenger RNA of Anthonomus grandis grandis, 987 nucleotides long. RefSeq names its product iodotyrosine deiodinase. NCBI's taxonomy places the organism in Eukaryota, Metazoa, Arthropoda, Insecta, Coleoptera, Curculionidae. The transcript is spliced from 4 exons. The coding region runs from base 5 to 910 and encodes 301 amino acids. Gene Ontology annotation, molecular function: oxidoreductase activity. The record is from RefSeq and is a predicted model, not a curated record.
UAUUAUGGGUGUGCAACUGACAGAAAACGGCGAGCAACGGAACGAAAUGUUUUUCGAGAUGUACUGGCAGUACUUCGUGGCCGGACUGGUGCUUUGGUUAACAGUCAAACUUGGACUCUACAUGAAGAAAAGCAGAAGCACUGAGACAAUUGUGGAAGAUAAGCAGACCAAAGCUCAUAGAGUAUCGAGAAACGACUCGGAUUCUGAGUCGUCACCAGAUGACGAUCUUUGUCCGGCUUUACCGUUAGACCUAAAGCAUAUCCCUCUGAAUUUCAGUAAGAUCCCUCAAGAAGAAUCACUAAAACGCUCAGAAGAAUUCUAUCAGCUGAUGAACAGAAGAAGAACCGUUCGUCAUUUCAGUACGAAGGGAGUACCCAAAGAAAUAAUCCGCAAUAUUAUCAAAACUGCUGGUACUGCACCUAGUGGUGCUCACACAGAACCUUGGACCUACGUGGUGGUGAGCGAUCCAGAAACCAAACGAAAAAUUCGAGAAAUCAUCGAAGAAGAGGAGGAGAUAAACUACAAGAAACGAAUGGGAAAAGUGUGGACUACCGACUUGAAGCCCUUAAGGACCAACUGGGUGAAGGAGUACCUCACUGACGCUCCUUACCUCAUUUUGGUGUUCAAGCAGACCUACAGCUUAAAACCGGACGGCGGCAAGAAGAUCCACUAUUAUAAUGAGCAAAGCGUGUCUUUGGCAGCGGGUAUUUUACUAGCAGCCAUACAGAAUGCUGGAUUGGUCUCACUUACUUCGACCCCGUUGAACUGCGGGCCUGCCCUCAGGGCGCUCCUGCAACGACCAAUUUCUGAGAAACUGACCCUCCUGCUACCAGUGGGUUACCCCGCGGAGGCCUGUUUGGUUCCUGACCUCACCAGAAAGCCACUGGAUGAUAUAUUAGUGGAGUUUUGAUUGGACGUGAUGUGUAGGUUUAGGAUUUUGAUGUUUUAUUUAAGUGGAUUGCUAAUAAAGUUCACUUUUUGAUCAUU